AUGCUUUCUGUAUUCUACAAGAGCACAGACACACGGGACAACAGGCACACCAGUCUCUACAUUGCAGAUGAGCUGAAGGCCGUCAUCAAUGAUCUUGGACCACAGAAGGUAUUUGCACUGGUGACAGACCAAGCAGCCUUCAUGUUCGCUGCAUUGUCUAAAGUGGAGGAGUCCUAUCCUCACAUUACACCCAUUGGCUAUCUGAAAUGCAUCAAAAAGCGUGAACACUUCUGCCUGAAGCCCAUACACGCCACAGCGUACAUGUUGGACCCCAAGUAUGCUGGCAAGAGCAACCUGUCUGGCACAGGGAUCCUGUCUCCACUCCCAGAGGAAAACCCUCACUGGUGGAACGCCAACAUGGUGUUCAUCCCCUACUGCUCUAGUGAUGUGUGGAGUGGUGCCUCAGCCAAGACAGACCACAGUGGCUACGCCUUCAUGGGGUCUCUGAUCAUUCAGGAGGUCGUGAAGGAUCUGCUGACCAAGGGGCUUGACAACGCCAAGGUUCUACUACUGGCUGGCAGCAGGUGGGUGGGGGACGGGGUCCUGUUGAACGUGGACCCUGUGGCUGAGCUGCUGGAGGGGUUGGGGCACCCUGGGAUCCAGGUGAGGGGUCUGGCUGACUCGGGCUGGUUCCUGGACAACAAGCAGUACCGAUCUACUGACUGUCACGACACCAUCAGCUGUGCCCCCACGGAGGCCAUCAAGAGAGGCAUCAAGUACUGGGGCAGCGUUGUGCCAGAGAGGUGUAGACAGGUCCACCUGGGGGAGGAGUGGAACUGUUUCUUUGGCUACAGAGUGUUCCCCUCCAUAAAGAGCCCAGUGUUCGUGGUCCAGUGGUUGUUCGACGAGGCCCAGCUGACCGUGGACAACAUCCAUCUGACCGGUCAGCCCGUCCAGGAGGGGCAGUGGCGGUACAUCCAGAACCUAGGCAUCGAGCUGAGGAACACGCUCAAAGAUGUCCCGGCCAUGUUUGCUCCAGCUUGCCUCUCACAUGAAGUCAUCACAAGGAAUUACUGGAUCGACGUUCAGGUCAAAGGCACCUCCCUUCCCCGAGCCCUGCACUGCUGGGACCGCAGUCUCCAAGACAACAGCCGGAACAACAAGGCCCCGCCCAAGGGCUGCCCCGUCCAUUUGAUUGACAGCUGCCCCUGGCCACACUGCAACCCCACCUGCCCCACCAUCCGGGACCAGUUCACGGGCCAGGAGAUGAACGUGAUCCAGUUCCUCAUGCACAUGGGCUUUGACGUGCAGAAGAUGGCCCAGCAGCAGGGAAUGGACCCCAGCAAGCUACUGGGGAUGCUGAGCAGUGGGAGCUAAGGAGACAGGAGUAAAGUCUUAGUACAGUAGACUAAACCAGGGGGCUAUGGGGCCAAAUCCUAACUUUGAGAUCCCAGAAUUUUUUUUUUUUAAAUACUUGUUUUAAUCUCCGGUUGACAUCAAUGUUUGAUUUAAAGGGAUAGUUCACUUUUGGGGGAGUGGGGGGAUUUUAGCUUAUUUUUAACUUGAAGUAUCCUUUUAAGCAAAAGACUUGAGUUUUGUGUGGAUCUCAAGGUAGGAUUCGACACCAAGUCUGGUCCCCACAUCUGAUACCUCCAGCUCUGCUCCCCAUGUUCCCUGUCCCCAUCCCAUUCACCUCAGCCCUAACCUCAGUCACACCUAAGGGCUACAGUCUGACCCC
Messenger RNA from Oncorhynchus masou masou (cherry salmon), 1678 nucleotides. Its product is annotated as palmitoleoyl-protein carboxylesterase notum1a-like. Gene Ontology annotation, biological process: negative regulation of canonical Wnt signaling pathway; protein depalmitoleylation. Gene Ontology annotation, molecular function: palmitoleyl hydrolase activity. The record is from RefSeq and is a predicted model, not a curated record. The transcript has 11 exons. The coding region runs from base 1 to 1317 and encodes 438 amino acids. NCBI's taxonomy places the organism in Eukaryota, Metazoa, Chordata, Actinopteri, Salmoniformes, Salmonidae.